This is a messenger RNA of Pistacia vera, 1201 nucleotides long. RefSeq names its product N-acetylglucosaminyl-phosphatidylinositol de-N-acetylase-like. Gene Ontology annotation, cellular component: endoplasmic reticulum. Gene Ontology annotation, molecular function: N-acetylglucosaminylphosphatidylinositol deacetylase activity. The coding region runs from base 409 to 1188 and encodes 259 amino acids. The transcript has 10 exons. NCBI's taxonomy places the organism in Eukaryota, Viridiplantae, Streptophyta, Magnoliopsida, Sapindales, Anacardiaceae. Gene Ontology annotation, biological process: GPI anchor biosynthetic process. The record is from RefSeq and is a predicted model, not a curated record.
GAGAGAAAUUUGGAUUUGGGGAACAUCCGGACGAUUUGGGUACUCAAACAACUGGCUUUGUGAUUCGAUUAAAAUGGCCCAAAUUUACUAAGAAGUUUAUGAGCUUCGGCCAUUUAUUUUCAUUGGGUUUAGCAUCUCCUUGGGCCAUACACCUCGAGUCGGCCUUCUUGUUUUUUAUUUUAUUUUCACUACAGUGGUGCUUUAGAUCGGAAACUUUUUGUUUUUUGUACUUGUGAGUUGUAACUGAUCUUCUUCGUUGGCACUGAUCGGAGGGGUAUAUUAUUUGUUCAGAUUGACAGAUUAUAGCUUGCCAGAUUAAUUUGCAUGGUGCACGUAAGAAGUUCGAUGAAAUGUUCCUGAGAAAUAUUUCAUCCGCUUCAUGAACUUAGAAAAUUAGCAGCUUGCUAGAUGUUUUGGUUGUUAAUAAUCGUAUCAAUAAUUAUAGUCUGGGUGGCUUCACUAUACAAAAUUAUCAAUGCGUCACGUUCCCAAUCCAAUUCUGUAUUUUUGAGUACAGGUAAGUUAAGUGACAAGAGAAUUGUCUUGCUUGUUAUUGCCCACCCAGAUGAUGAAUCUAUGUUUUUCUCUCCAACAAUUAAUUACCUGACCUCAAGGGGACAUAGUAUUUACAUAUUAUGCAUGUCAAUAGGUAAUGCAGAUGGAAUGGGGAACAUCAGAAAGGAUGAACUCUAUCGGGCUUGUGCAGUUCUCAAGGUUCCACCAGAACACGUGAAGGUCCUGGAUCAAGUAGAUUUUCAGGAUGGUUUUGGCAAUGUGUGGAAUCGUAAUUUGCUGGCCAAGAUUGUUGAAGAGGAAGUCAUUACUCAUGGCAUUGACUUGAUAAUCACUUUUGAUAACUAUGGUGUUUCGGGGCAUUGUAAUCACCGUGAUGUUCAUCAUGGGAUAUGCAACUUCUUGACUGAAACUUCCUGUAGCAAUAUCGAGGCAUGGGAACUUAUUAGCAUUAACAUAUUACGCAAGUAUAGUGGACCCCUUGACAUCUGGCUGUCCUUCUUGUCUGCAAUGCAUUAUCCCAGUGGAAACUUUCAGUGCUUGCUUAAUGAGCAUCCUGGUAAGAGCUUUCUAGCAAUGUCAGAACACCUUAGCCAAUGGGUUUGGUUUCGGAAGCUUUUUGUAUCAUUUUCCAGUUAUACUUAUGUAAACACCCUCAGAAGGAUUCACAAUUAGGUUUUUUUUUUUU